AUGGCUAUCCAUCCAACACUGUCAUCCCCGGCAGGUUCACAGGGGCGUCUUACGCCGCAGCAGACCCGUGCGAUCUCGGCAUGGUCGGAGCAGGCGGCGGCGGCAUCCUUGCAGAGCCUCACACUAUCGGACUCUGUGUCGUCCAUUGCGGAAGCAGUGCAAAAUACCCCUACGCGUGUAUCAGCCUUGCGCGGUGCCUCGGUGGCGUUGUCUAUACCUCUGGACGACCCUGUCCCCGCGGCACAGACCGAGUCGAAGAGUCGUGUCAAGAUUGCGGUUCGGGAGUCGGAUGAGUCGCAGCAGAUUGCCUCCGUGUCAUUCCGGCGUCGGGAGACUCUGCGCCGAGAUAGUCUUAAGCGGCGCGAAGCACUGCUGAAGGGAAAGGAUGGCAGUCGGCGCAGGCAACGUUGGGAGAACGAUCGUCUCUUGCACAAUCCAUGGGCCGAGCCACCGUCUCCCAGUGAUUGGGCGGUACAACCGACGUAUCCGAGGCACAAUCCCAUGCCAUACUAUCUCGCUCCUCUCUGGGAUGUGAAGUACGCGCACCUCAGCCAGGCCAAGCAGACUUCCCAGGGUGCGGAACAUGAAAAGCAUCGCAUCCCCAAGGAACUACGCAUGAGGUUGAAGCAUGCGCGUGCUGCGCGCGGUAUGCUUCAAGAUAUCGAAGAGGAUAUCAGACAGUUCAUCCAGGCAUGGAACGAGAAGCAAUCUUUGCUGCUGGACGAAGGCUUGGAAGACGCUCCUCUGUCAUCUGACGAGGACUCUGAGGAUGAGGUGGUCUUUGUGGGACGGAAGGAGCAGAUGCACGACUCACCCGAACACAAGACCAGACUGCGAGAAUUGCGCGCGAACAUCAACAAGCAUAACGAGCGCGAUGGGGAGAAGAUGGUGCUCGAAAGCAUGGUCGAUGAUCGGGCCGCUGGAUUUGGUCGGUGGCUUGUCCAUUCCAUUGCAAGUUAUUAUGGUCUGCACACAUGGUCUGUCACGGUGGGCGAGCCAGCCCGCCGCGAGGCCUACGUGGGAUUCCAUAUGCCGGCUCCUGGUAGUCGGCCUGGGCUUACGGCUCAAUCAGGUCUGCCAACGAGUUGCCGGCAAGAUGCUCUGAUCAAGCCGGGGGAUGAGCUCCCCCGGCCGCUCUGGGCGCAGAUCUGA
Aspergillus clavatus NRRL 1 is the source of this 1152-nucleotide messenger RNA. RefSeq lists its product as uncharacterized. The record is from RefSeq and is a predicted model, not a curated record. Bases 1 to 1152 code for a protein of 383 amino acids. The transcript is spliced from 3 exons. Gene Ontology annotation, molecular function: nucleic acid binding. Lineage: Eukaryota; Fungi; Ascomycota; Eurotiomycetes; Eurotiales; Aspergillaceae.